Molecule: messenger RNA, 1122 nt
Organism: Diversispora eburnea
Lineage: Eukaryota; Fungi; Glomeromycota; Glomeromycetes; Diversisporales; Diversisporaceae
Source: the annotation of a GenBank genome assembly
AUGCAAGUUAAAUAUACGGAUAUAGAUUAUAAAGUAUUUACCGAUGCGGCACGAUUUGUUACUUUGGGUGAAAGUCCCUACAAACGAGCAACGUACCGAUAUACACCACUUCUUGCUUUUCUAUUAACACCAAAUAUAUAUAUUCACGUUUCAUUUGGUAAAUUCGUUUUUGUAUUAUCGGACAUUAUUGUAGGGGUUUUGAUAUAUAAGAUACUUUGUUUAAGAGGGUUAGAAAGUCAAAAAGCGGCCAAACAUUCCGCGUUAUGGCUUUUGAAUCCAAUUGUAGCAAGCAUUUCUACGCGUGGAAAUUCCGAAUCAUUAAUUGGAGCAAUGGUUUUAUUAACAUUAUAUUGGGUAUUGGUAAAAAAAUUCAUAUUGGCGAGUAUAUUAUAUGGAAUUUCAGUUCAUUUUAAAAUCUAUCCAAUUAUAUAUUCACUUCCAUUAUUGGUUUUAUUGGAUGAUGAAGAUUAUAGAGGAUUAAGAAGGAAAGGCAAAGAAAAAGAAUAUGAUAAAAAUUCUUGGAGAUACUGGCAAGAUAAAAUAAUGAGAUUUAUAACACCCACACGAAUCAAAUUUACUUUAAUUAGUGGGGGAAUAUUUUUCAUAUUACAUGGAAUAAUGUAUUAUCUAGGCUCAAUUAUGGGUUUAAUUCCUUUUUUACCACAAAUUGGAAUUGUUUCAGCGUUAGGAAUUGUAUUUGGAAAAGACAUAUUUUUUGCAUGUUUUAUUCAAACAUUUGCAUUCGUAACUUAUAAUAAAGUUUGUACUUCACAGUAUUUUAUGUGGUAUAUUUGUCUAUUUCCUUUAAUAAUCCAAUCCACAAAAAUUAAUUUCAAGUACAAGGGAUUUUUUAUGUUAUUGGCAUGGGUUGGUUCUCAGGCAUUCUGGCUAUAUCAAGCUUAUCAAGUAGAAUUUCUGGGAGAAAAUACAUUUUUAAGGAUUUGGAUGGCAAGUGUGACAUUUUUCAUAGUCAAUGUAUGGAUAUUGACAGAAUUGGUAAAAAAUCAUAAUUACAAAAAAUGUUUUGAAUUGGGUACAGUUAAAAGAGUUUGGGAUGUUUUGAAUAACGUGGAAGAAAGUUCUUUCAAAGGUAAUAAUUUAGGAAACUUUCAUUCAUAUUAA